Messenger RNA from Capsicum annuum, 1610 nucleotides. RefSeq lists its product as uncharacterized. Bases 87 to 1406 code for a protein of 439 amino acids. The record is from RefSeq and is a predicted model, not a curated record. The transcript is spliced from 7 exons. Lineage: Eukaryota; Viridiplantae; Streptophyta; Magnoliopsida; Solanales; Solanaceae.
AAGACGGUCGGGUCAUGAAAAGCCCACAUAACUAACAUCAAAGACGGUCGGGUCAAUGAAAAGCCCAAAAGAAGAAGGAAGAAAACAUGAGGAAAAGUGAACCAAAAAGAGAGAGAAUAAUGAAAAUGGGGGGAAAGGCAAUAGUGUGUUAUGGUCCUCUAAUAGACCUCUCAAAAGCAGCAGCUCACAUCGACGACUACGUUCAACUCCUCGUUUUUGUUCACAAUAUCACCCCUAUUCAGUACAAAGUAUGGAGAAAAGGUGGGGCAGAGGUCAUAAGGACCGAUAUACAGGUGUGCGACGACACCCGCCCAUUUUUUCCUCUUACAAUAUGGAACAAACAAUUGGUCUCCACAUUGCUUGCCGGAGAUAUCAUUUUGCUUCAAAAUGUUAAGAUUAUAAAAGUUGGCGAAUUAAUUGAGGCUAGAACUGUACAUUGCUCAACUUUGCAAUGUAUAAUCCAUUCAUUCAAGCCACUUUUUUCUAAAGGUGUGGACGAACUGAUGCACAGCUGUCGAAUUGGCACAGCAGCAAAGGAUAAGCUUCAGAAAAUCGUUACAUGGCUGCAGCAGGGAGCUGCUGUUGAUUUGAAAAACCAUCAGGCAUCAAUAAAUUGGAAAGUGCAUGAAGAGACAAAAUCUCAGAAUUGCAUCUCUCUUCAGGAUUUAUCUGAUCUUCCUGAUUCCUGCAAGGCAACCUUAUAUGCAUCUAUUGGUGAAAUAUUUCUGCCAGUUACCUGGAGACAUCUUCCUGAAUCUGAUGUUGAAAGCAUGUUCAUUAGCAAGAGGCUAUAUGUGCACUCAGAUUGCAAUGUGGCUGACGAUCUAAUUACUGCUGGUUGCCAUCUCUGUGGUACUCCUUUGAGUUAUGAUUCUAGUUCUGGCAGUAUUAGAAAUGCCUCAUCACUCUAUUGUGAGGAGAGCUCCAAUCACCUUCAUGCAGUGAGCAUGAUAUAUCGACCUUUCAUGCUAUAUGUGUGGGAUGAUACAAUGUAUGCUCCACUUCUUGUUAAAAACAAGGCAGCUGAAGUGUUGUUUGGAAACAUCAGAGCUGAGGAAGUAUUCUCUUGCUAUAAAAGGCUGAAGGAUGGGAAAAAUCAUUCUUCAAACUUAGUCUGCGGAAGGAAUGGCAAGGAUGAAAGGACUGUUACUGGGGAAUGUAUUUCAGUCAUCGACACAUCUUGCACCAAUGAGGGCAAGGAUUUGAAAGAAAAAAAUAAAUUUGAUGUAAGACCUAAUUUCUAUUUGAUUUGGUUGAUUUUAUUGAAGUUGCUACUGCAACAGGAGAACAACAGUCCUUUGAAAUUUAAAGUUACUAUUAAUGCAACCAGAGAUUGUGAAUGUGGAAGGUAUGAGAUGAUCUCUGUUUCUCUGCCAUCCUUUAUAUCUGAUGUCAGUUUAGUAUAGGAGUCUCGUUUCCCCUCUAAAUGUAUUAAUUAUCAAUAUUCUGAGAAGAGUUCAUGUGGUGUUCAUUAACUUCAUGAUUGGGAGUUAUUUUUUUAGACUCCUUGGAUGAAGGUAAUUAAGAAUAGUUCUCUAUUGCCUAAGUGUGAAAUAAUUCUCUUUUUGAGAUGAAUCUACUAUCUUGAUUUAAUAUUUGUUUUGGAUCAA